This is a messenger RNA of Penicillium brasilianum, 2593 nucleotides long. The record is from the annotation of a GenBank genome assembly. NCBI's taxonomy places the organism in Eukaryota, Fungi, Ascomycota, Eurotiomycetes, Eurotiales, Aspergillaceae.
UUACUUCAUACUCCAACCACUCCAACCCCAAUCUCUCUCUCUCUCUCUCUCUCUCCUCAACACACCAACCCACCAUUGUCAACAAUGGCGCACUCAAAACGCAACACCUCCCUUCCCCACUUUACGUCCUACGAACGCAACCUCCUCCGCUCAACAUGGGGCACAAAACGCAGCCACAUCAGCCGAGACUCGUUCCUCCCCUUCGCCUCAUGUCGCCUCUGCCUCCAGCCCGCGCGCGCACCGGUCGUCGCCUGCGCCACGAACGGAGACCUCUUCUGUCGCGAGUGUGCGAUCAGUGAUUUGCUUGCGCAGCGACAGGAGAUCAAGAGGCUGGAGAAAGAGAGGGAGGAGGCCCGGAGGAGAAUCAAGGAGGAUGAGGAAAGGAGGAGGGAGGAGGCAAAGGUUAGGGAUCUGAGGGAGUUUGAGAUGGUUUCUAUGGGGCUUGAGGGUGGGAGAAAGAGGAAGGCAGCAGAGGAAGGGGCGGAUGAGCAAGAGAAGGGGAAGCUGGUAGAGGUUGAUGGUGAGGGGAAGAGGAGGAAGGUUUUUGAGUUGGAUGAAAAGGUUAUGGCCAAAGUUGCGAGGGAUGAGCAGGAGAGAUUGAAGAAGGAGAUUGAAAAGGAGAAGAGCUCGAGUAAAUCUGCUCUACCGUCGUUCUGGGUCCCAUCUCUCACGCCGUCGACGGACCACGAUGAAAUCACGGCUAACAAGGCUGUUAAAUUAACGCCCAUGUGUCCUGGGUCGAAUGAGACGCACACGCAUAGCUACUCGCUCAAGUCGCUGGUCGAUGUACACUUUACGGAAGAAAAGGCCUCGGACGGGACGGUAUCACGCGUGUGUCCCAGUUGCAAGAAGAAUCUUAGCAAUGGCUUGAAAGCUAUGCUGACGAAACCGUGUGGACAUGUGAUCUGCUCACCAUGCGUUACGAAGUUUAUGACUCCACACGAUGUCCCAGAUCCCCAUGCUUCCAAGGAAGAGCAGGCGAAAACUGCGGCACUUCAUGGACUGGUGCUGUGUUAUGUUUGCGAGACGGAUAUCACUCCUAAUGGGCCGAACGGGGAUGCAGGGACGAAGAAGAAGUCUAAGAAGAAGGAGAAGGAUGCCGUUCAGCCUGGGCUGGUGGAGAUUAGCUCGGAAGGUACGGGAUUUGCUGGAGGUGGAGGGAACGUUGCUACCAAGAGUGGUGUGGCAUUCCAGUGCUGAGAGGAUCGCAGGAGUACCCUGACAGGCCCAUCUAACGAGGAAAAGAGUGGGAGUUAAAACAUGACAUUAUAGACAAGAGCCUUCAAUUGCAAGGUUAAUGUAUAUACCGAAUGAUAUCACUCCCCCGAUGGGGGGACAGUAAACGCCCGAAACAAUGCACGAACAAUGUCUUAAAUAUACAAAGGCCACGAGAGCCUAAAACAGCCAUCUCGUCGAUAUCUCACACUCCAUCCAACCCACCACCUAGCUCCCCCAUCUAACUCCGUUUCUUGGCAUUGUUGAACUCCCGCACAACAAUGUCACACUUGAUCUCCUGACACAACCGACGACGGCGACUAGGAUCCAGCGCGGCCGCAAACUCCAACCCGGACGCCCGCUCAACCGCCUCAAGGGGAACCUCAAACUCCGAGAGACUCUUCUCAUUCGGGAUGCGCGCAUUAGGCAACACAAACGCACCGAGCGCAACCUUGCUAGUCGGCGAAUCGGUCCCAUCCUCGGCAUAGAUCACCUUGUAGAAGUGCGUCGGCACCGCCACGUUAGGCGGGUUACCGAUAACCUCAUAGUUCACACGCCACUUUCCAUCCGGAUCACGAUGGGGCAGAUACAACGGGCCCGUUACGACCCGAACGGAGGGGUACCGCGAGGCAAGCUUUCGGCAAAAGUCCUCGAAAUGCGCCCAGUAGUCCCGAUUGAAACCCUCGCCGACCUGCGGGCACAUGUUGCUCAAGUAAAAAGUAUCGUCCAUGGCGCCCUGCGACCAUUUCGCGUCUGCGGCGGGCACCUGGUGGCCGCGGUCAUAGCCGGAGCGGAAGUAAUCAGCCAGUUUGGCGCGGAAAAUGGCCGGGAUGGAGGUAUCCUCUGCGAAAGUGCUGUGCUUGCGGUCUGCGUUGUUCUGUGCCAGGGACUGAGGGGUAAUAUGCUCGGCGACCCAGGCUGGGUUACGGGUGCGACGGUCAUAGGCGCCGUGGAGAGGGAGCGUGGAAAGUUCGUCGGCGAUUGGGCCGGGGAAACCAUACUUCAGAAUGCCGGCCGGGUUGACGGGACCGGUGGUGGUUUUCGCGGCGAGAGGUGGUGUUGGGAUGGCUGUGGGAACUUUGACAUCGCCGGCGAUUGAAGGAGGAGGGGGCACUUGUUGCUGGGGUAGAUGCUGUUGUUGGGAUUGAGAUUGGGAUGGCUUCGAGGAGUAGAGUAGGGCAGUUACUCCAGCGCCGGUGGCUGCACUGGCGGCCGCGAUGACGGCCAAAGUUGCUUUCGACAUGGUCGGUAUAGAGUCCCUGGUGAGAUUUGGGAGAAAUGGGGAGUUUGAAAGGGUGGGAGGGGGAAGUUUGAGAAAGAGCGACCGAACGUCGCGAGUGUGUACUUUUUUUUUCAGUUGGCGCGCGCGAAUCACGAG